AUGUUGUUGGUACAUGCUGCUCGAAGAGUUUUGCGACCGAUAGGAAAACUUGCUUCCCUGCGUCAUACAUCUUUAAUAUUGCCAUCUAAUGGUACCUUUAGAACAAAAUGGUUGUCGGGAAAGGAUGCAGAGGGUCCAGAAGUGGCCGUUGGUGUGAGAAGUGGAGCAGAUGAUGAUCCGAUCACAAAUACGAGCGAUAAACCAUAUCUUGGUGAACCGGGUGAUCCACCAGUACAGAUGUUUUAUUAUCGAGAAGCACCACCUCAAAAUACUAUGCGAUUGGAAAGAUUUAUGCUCACUUUAACAAGUUCAUUAAUGUGGGGCUGGUUUGUAUAUCAUUUGUAUUACAACUACGGCGAACUAAUCGGUGAAUAUUACAUUCCUGCUCCAGAGGAAUUUUCGGAUGAAGAACUUGGAAUCCCACCAGAUGAUGCGCCGGACCCGGAAUACUGGGGUGAUCAUCCAUUGUCUAGAGGCAUGUAG
Messenger RNA from Cercopithifilaria johnstoni, 483 nucleotides. NCBI's taxonomy places the organism in Eukaryota, Metazoa, Nematoda, Chromadorea, Rhabditida, Onchocercidae. The record is from the annotation of a GenBank genome assembly.